AUGCGCUACGGCAGCGGGAGUGUCUUCAUAUGCCCUCCAACGGGACCCGACGCCGGCACCAACGCCGGUACCGACGCUGGCGCCUACGCCGGCACCAACGCCCGCGCCGACGCCCACCCCACGGCGAGCCCGACAGCGAGCCCGACCGCGAGCCCGACCGCGAGCCCGACGGCCAGCCCCACGGCAAGCCCGACCCCGAGCCCGACGGCCAGCCCCACGGUGAGCGCGACAGGUGAUCCUCACCUCACCAACCUGUUCGGACAGCGAUUCGACCUCCACAGGGAGGGAUGGCACACGCUGGUGCGGGUUCCGCGGGGCGCCCAGCGCAAUGCCGCCCUUCUAAGCGUCGAGGCGGAGGCGCGGCAGAUGGGCGCGGCGUGCGCGGACGUGUACUUCCAGUCGGUGAACCUUACGGGAAGAUGGGUUCGCACCAAGGGCCGUGUCUUCAGCGCCAACAGUGUUGCCAAGAAGAAGCACCCGCGUUGGUUGCGAUACGGCAAGGUGGAGUUGAAGGUCGUGCAUGGCCACACCAAGAGUGGCAUCGUCUACCUGAAUGUAUUCGUACGCAAUUUGAAGCGUGUAGGCUAUGUCGUGGGCGGCAUCCUCGGCAUGGACGACCACACCGCGGCGGUCGCGCCCAGUCAGAAGUGCCGGAACACGAUCAGCUUGUAG
Messenger RNA from Prorocentrum cordatum, 672 nucleotides. The record is from the annotation of a GenBank genome assembly. NCBI's taxonomy places the organism in Eukaryota, Dinophyceae, Prorocentrales, Prorocentraceae.